AUGCCACCCCCACCCCCACCACCUCCCCCGCCGAUGAUGGGAGGGCCACCACCUCCUCCUCCUCCGCCGGGGAAUAUGCCUUCGCGACCUCCUGCUGGCAACAGGGGUGCUCUCCUCUCCGAUAUUACGAAGGGAAAACAACUUAAGAAAGCUGUCACAAACGAUCGAUCCGCGCCGAUUGUUGCUAAACCCGCUGGAGGGUCUGGGCCGUCACCAUUAGCAGGCGCUCCUGCAGUGCCAGGAAUGGCGAAAGCUCCUGGAGGUCUGGCACCUCCAGUGCCUGGGAACCGAAUGAGGAGUAACAGCGAUCAGGGCAGUAGAGAUGGAGGGGCCGCUCCUGUGAUAGAACAGCCACCACAAUUAGGGGGGCUCUUCGCCGGUGGAAUGCCGAAACUUAAGAAGCGCGGUGGUGGUAUUGAUACGGGAGCAAACCGAGACUCGUCAUAUACUUCAGAUCCAGAAUCAUCACGAAGUUCUGCGCCGAAACCACCCGCCAUAGCUGCACCAAGGCCACCAACAGCUGCCCCUCCUAGACCUGGACCACAAAAUGCAGCAUCAGCAUCAGCGUUAUCUUUCAUUCCUUCAGUCGCGAAUUUACGGAAAACUGGUGCAGGCGGUGCUCCAAGACCAAUGUCUUCCGCUUCUAUGAAGGGUCCUCCUCCGCCCAUAGGAAAGAAGCCUCCCGCUCCUCCAGGUAUGCGGAAACCUUCAGCUCCUCCCCCUCCGCCAUCCUCAGCACCUCCUCCUCCGUCUGCAGCACCACCCCCCCCAUCCUCAGUUCCUCCUCCUCCUGGUGCUCCUCCUCCAUCGGCGCCUCGGCCACCUAUGGCCCCCCCACCGCGCACUCAAGCACCACCACCACCUCCGCCGCCAACUUCCCCUCCUCAUACGAACGGAGCUGGUCAGAAUCUUGCUAUGCAAGCAGCCAUCCGUGCAGCAAGUCAAGCAUCCCCAGCUAUAGCGCCACCUCCACCUCCUCCGCCUUCCAAUGGCCCAUCCUCUCAUUCUUCAUUCCGUGCCCCUUCACCUCCAUCAUCCGCCCCUCCUCCACCAAGCGGUAGAGCCCCAGCCCCGCAACCCAUGAGAUCAAUGUUGGAUCCAAGCUCGUAUACCCUCUCUACGAAUGGUGGGCAGCUGAAGAGUCCCAGCCCAAUUCGGGAUUCUCACCAGACGAGAAUAGUUAUAAGCGACCCAAGGUGGAAAUUCCAGGAUGAAUCACUGCUACCUAAACCAAGAAAUUUCAUUGGAGGACCUAAGAAGUACCGAGCAGGUCGAGGAAGCAGUGUGCCAUUAGAUCUAAGCGUGUUUCAAUGA
Molecule: messenger RNA, 1314 nt
Organism: Venustampulla echinocandica
Lineage: Eukaryota; Fungi; Ascomycota; Leotiomycetes; Helotiales; Pleuroascaceae
Exons: 3
Coding region: 1-1314 (437 amino acids)
Molecular function (GO): actin binding
Source: RefSeq, a predicted model, not a curated record